Messenger RNA from Beta vulgaris subsp. vulgaris (sugar beet), 2084 nucleotides. Its product is annotated as flowering locus K homology domain. Bases 203 to 1879 code for a protein of 558 amino acids. NCBI's taxonomy places the organism in Eukaryota, Viridiplantae, Streptophyta, Magnoliopsida, Caryophyllales, Amaranthaceae. Gene Ontology annotation, biological process: regulation of gene expression. The record is from RefSeq and is a predicted model, not a curated record. The transcript has 7 exons. Gene Ontology annotation, cellular component: cytoplasm; nucleus. Gene Ontology annotation, molecular function: mRNA binding.
GAACGCCGUCUCAGACCCUGAGCAAUAUAAACCUAGAAACGGGUAGCAAAAUAGUACAACACCAGCUUCAUAACUUCGCUUAUCUUCUUCUUUCACACCGUUUCUUUCUCUGCGGAACUUCCUCUCCUCAAAUUUCUGCUACUUUUACUUCUCUUGAGCUGCUACUUUUGUUCGCUAUAAUCAUUACAAUAUAGUGGUCAGAAUGGCAGAGGCAGAGCAAGGUUUUGUUGAGAACAAUGAGGAACAGAAUUUUUCUAUUCAGGAUAUUGAACAGCACCAUGUUGCUGGUGAUGAGUUUGACCAGCAAAAUCUUGUUGGGAAUGUGCCGGAAGAGUACCAUUUUGUUGGGGAUGAGUCCGAGAACCAAGGGUUGGCUGUAAACGACCAAGAUUUUGCUGUGAAUGAACCUGAAAAUAACUUUGGAGAUAUUUCUGAGCCAAAUUAUACUGAAAAUGAGGAUGAGCAUACAUUGGAUGGCGAACAGGCUAUUCAUGAGUUGGACGAGGACCAGCUGAAACAAGAAUUUGCUGAUAAUGGAACUAAUGGAUUGGAUAAUGCUCCAGUUAACUCGCAUUUAGACAAAAAGGAUGAACAGGGAAAUAAUUUGGCAGGUGGUGGCGUUGAAAAGAAAUGGCCUGGGUGGCCAGGAGAGAGUGUCUUUAGAAUGUUGGUACCUGCCCAAAAGGUUGGGAACAUCAUUGGUCGCAAAGGUGAGUAUAUUAAGAAAAUUGUUGAGGAGACCAGGGCCCGCAUCAAGAUUUUGGAUGGCCCUCCAGGAUCACAAGAGAGAGCUGUAAUGGUCUCAGCUAAGGAGGAUCCAGAUGCUUCUCUUCCACCAGCAAUGGAUGGACUUUUGAGGGUUCACAGACGUAUUGUUGAUGGACUGGAUGUUGAAUCUCAGGCUCCAGCUCAGGCUCCAGCUCAGGCUCCACCUGCAGGUGGCAAGGUUUCGACAAGGUUGCUUGUGCCUGCCACCCAGGCUGGAAGUUUGAUUGGAAAGCAGGGGGCCACCGUUAAAUCGAUCCAAGAAAGUGCAAGCUGUAUUGUUAGGGUUCUUGGGCAAGAGGACCUUCCAAUUUUCGCUCUUCAAGAUGAUCGAGUGGUUGAAGUAGUUGGAGAAGCUGUUGAUGUUCACAAAGCCAUUGAGCUAAUUGGAACGCAUUUGAGGAAGUUUUUGGUAGAUCGUAGUAUAAUACCUCUCUUUGAAAAGCAGAUGCAAGCCCCAAGUAACCCCAUGGAGCAUAUGCCACCUCAGCCUUGGGGUCCUCCUCAUGGUCUUCCACCAAGUGGGGGAGGUGGACAUGGGGGUUAUGGAUCUGGUAUGCAAUACAUGCCACCACCACGUCAACAUGACAAUUAUUAUCCACCAGCAGAAAUGGCACCACCACCUGAUAGGCAGCCUCACCAAGGCAUAUCAGCUUAUGGAAGAGAACCUCCAAUGGGUGGCCAUGCUUCAUCUAAUGCUCAGCCAACACCAUCUAUGAUCACACAGAUCACGCAGCACAUGCAGGUCCCAUUGUUAUACGCAGAUGCUGUGAUCGGUACCAACGGUGCUACUAUAAGCUACAUUCGGCGUGCCAGUGGGGCUACUGUUACUAUACAGGAGACCAGAGGAGUUCCCGGAGAAAUGACUGUUGAGAUAAAUGGAACUGCAUCACAAGUUCAAGCAGCUCAACAGCUCAUACAGAAUUUCAUGGCAGAGGCAGCGGCAGCCACAGCACCAACCCAAACAAGUGCUGCAACUGACCAAGGUUAUAGCCAAGGUUAUAAUUCAUAUGCUGCUCCUGCAUCAGUGUAUGGAUCUGCACCGUCUAGUGGUGGACACGCAAGCCAGCCUGGAGCUUAUGGAUCAGUUUACGGUGGAAAUUAUGGAUAUUAAGUUUCCUGUGCACUUUGUUCCUUUAGAUUUAGCGUGUCACUGAAUAAUCAAAGUUAGGAAAGGCUGUAUUACUAAGGUAGUUUCCAAUUAUAUCUACAAAAUGUUUUUGACUUCUUAAACGUGCUUGAAUUGCUUCUCGGAACAUGAGCUGUACCGACUUCAUUCAGUUUUUUUUGUGUGAAAUAUAUGGACUCCAGUCGUAUCA